UUGCAGUUGUACGUACAUACACCAAUUCGUAUUGUGUUAUCAUUACAAGACGUAUAUUCUUUAUGUUACAUAGAAAUACAAUUCAAAGUGUUUUCUUUUUUAUAUAUAUUUAUUUUUCUACAAAAUCGAAAAUUAAAUUCGAAAAUGAAUCGGAGUGUUGGUGCGAUGAAAGUGUUUUCGAAUUUACUAUCCUAAAGCUGAAAUGGAUCCGGAAGAAGAGGCAUUACAGAUGCAUUUAUUACGUGAACACGAUCAACCUGUUGCUGGGAUACAAAUUUUGUACAAAGUUUUAAUGGAGAGUUUACGAGCAAACGAUUUAAGAGCGUUUAAAAAUCUUCUUGGACAAAAUUCAAAGGGACAACAAUCAAUCGUUAACGUUAAUUAUAUUUAUCCAAAUCGUUCGGAAGAAACUUUAUUAGACGUUGCAUGUAAAAAUGGGCGCACCGAGUUCGUUAAAUUAUUAUUAGAAAAUGGUGCAAAUCCAAAUAGAGUCAACGAGGCUCACAAUCGUGCACCUAUUCAUUUUGCCGUUGAAGGCGGACACGUAACAACGUUAAAAGUAUUACUGAACAACCGUAUGAUCAAUCCAAACAUAGAAGCUGCUCAACAAACGGCACUUCAUAUAGCUAUUAAAAAAAAUCAUUUAGAAUGCGUCGAAUUACUUCUCGAGAAUGGUGGUAGUCCAAACAUACCUAACAAUAAAGGUCUUACAGCACUUCACUUGGCUGCUAUGAAAGGUCAAAGAGAUAUAGUCAAUGCGAUACAACAAAAGAGCAAACAAUCUCUUGAUUUGGAUACUUAUAAGGAUUACAAUGGUCAAACGACUCGUCAGGUUUUGGAGAAAAAAUUACCUGACAUGAUAUUGCCGCCACCAAGAAUUGGAGACCUUUCUGUUCACAAUCUUCGAUAUUUUCUCAAUGCAAACGACGAAAUCAAUUUCUUAAGAUGUUUAGAAAAAUUUGAUUACAAUGUUUUAAUUAAUGAUAUUGAUGAGUUAUUAGAAAUGGCAACCGAACGUAAUUUUUAUAAAAUUGUUAAAGAAUUACUUGACAGAAUGCAAGGACAUACAUGUGACCUAUCGAAAACAGCUAUUAUAGCCAUACAGCAAGCCAAUUUCGAUAUUUUACGUGAAUUAUUAAAACACAAUAGCGAACUUGCCAACGAACUUAUUAUCGAUGCUUGCUUAGAACUUGGAAUGCCUGAAAAACAACGAUCGGUCGUGACUGAUCGGCUGAAAUGUUUGAAAUUGAUUCUUGAUCAAGAUAAUGUUGAUGUCCGUUGUACGGACAACAAAGGGAAUACACCGUUGCAUUAUGCAGCGAGGGCAGGUUCUCGCGAAGCAGUGAGUUUGUUAUUAGAAAAGGGAAGUUACAUAGGACAUAUGAAUAAAUUCAACGUACCACCGAUUGCUGACAUUCCGUUAAACUCUUUGGCCGAAUAUUUCGACGAUUGCCUUCAAACAAGAAAAGAACGUACGAACGAGUACACGAUUGAGUUUAAUUAUCGAUGUUUAAUGCCACACGAUACACGAUACUCUUAUACGCGAGACUGCAAUAAGAAAAAUUCUUAUAAUUCAACAAAAUAUUGUGAGAUGGAUACUCUUCGAUAUAUGUCUGAAAAUAGCGCGUUAAAACAUCUUCUAAAACAUCCACUUUUAUCUUCAUUUUUACAUCUCAAAUGGUAUAGGAUACGUCACCUCUUCUAUCUUAAUUUUGCUUUUUAUGUAAUAUUUUACAUAUUACUCAAUACAUAUAUUUUAAGCAUGACUUAUAGUAUAAAAUUUAAUGAGACGGAUGCAAUAGUAAACGAAACCAAUGACAAAGAGUUGAAAUAUGUUGUGCAUACCGGAUGGCAAAGAAAUAAUCUGCUAUGGGUCAUGACAGCCGUAGCAUUAUUUUUUCUUGCCAUUCGAGAAAUCAUACAAUUAGUUUCUUCACCUUGUCACUAUAUAUCUAGUUUAGAAAAUUGGUUAGAAAUGACACUGAUCAUUUUAGGCUCGUGUUUAUUAAACGGCGCUGGUCCGGAAGUCGGUGCAGUGGCUAUAUUAGUAUCAGCGUGGGAAGUUGUUAUUUUAAUUGGACAAUACCCAAGAAUGUCCACAGGUAUCGAGAUGUUUAAGACAGUAUCAUGGAACUUUAUGCGUUUCUUAUUUUUAUAUGCUUUUCUUAUCUUAGCCUUUGCACUUGCGUUCUUUACUCUCUUCAAGGACGGUGGCGAUGAGAACUUUCCCGAUCCAGGCCACUCCCUCUUCAAAACUAUAAUUAUGCUUACCGGAGAGUUCGAUGCCAACGAUAUACCGUUCAUAUCGCAUCCAAUACUCAGUCGUUUCGUUUUCGUAUUAUUUGUAUUUUUAAUCGCAAUCGUAUUGUUUAAUCUGCUAAAUGGUUUAGCUGUCAGCGAUACCGCUGAAAUUCUUGGAAAGGCUGAACUUAUUGGUUUGAUUUCCAGAAUACGUCUCAUAUCUUACAUUGAAAAUGUUGCUACAGGCCCAUCUUUUCUACAUAAAUUACGAUGUUUAUCUGGCAUAAAUUCGUAUGCGUGUAAUCCGUUAGGUUUCCUAGUCAAAAGAAUUCUUUUGUUUCCUAAUUAUUUAAAGGAUGGAAAACUUGUUGUUAAACCUCAUGAUAAUUUUGACGUAUGUUGUCCCGCUAGUUGUUAUGGAAAAUGUUUAUCAUCUAAUAUUUCUAAUACGGAUUCACCAACGUUAAGGAUAGAUUCGUACGUCGUUAAAAAAGCUAAAGAAAUAUUGUUGCGUAAAAGGCAGACAUCGGAAAAUGAAAAAAUAUUUACCAUGUUACAACAAAUGGCAGAAAAAUUGGCUACGAUUAAUACAACGUUAAAUACGGUUAAAUGUGCAAUGGAAAAUAAUAAUCUUAAUAUAGAAAUAAAAGAUCCAGUUCAAGAGUAAAUAUAACAUGAAAACUUAAAUAUUGUUGAAACGAACGAAAAUUGUUACAGAGUAAAAUUCUAAUUGUUUAAAGUAUUCUUAGAAAUGUGUCAUUUAAAUAUUGAUGACACCACCGUUGUCUAAUAUAUAUUAAAUUCUAUUCUAUAAAUU
Molecule: messenger RNA, 3058 nt
Organism: Polistes canadensis
Lineage: Eukaryota; Metazoa; Arthropoda; Insecta; Hymenoptera; Vespidae
Gene: pain
Product: transient receptor potential cation channel protein painless
Exons: 3
Coding region: 203-2908 (901 amino acids)
Biological process (GO): transmembrane transport; monoatomic ion transport
Cellular component (GO): membrane
Molecular function (GO): monoatomic ion channel activity; protein binding
Source: RefSeq, a predicted model, not a curated record